UCGAUGUUGCGGGGUGCGGACGCAGUUCGCGUUGCUAAUGAGACGAAGAUGGAGGCGGUGCCGGUGGAUCAAGGUGGAGCAGCAGAAUUGGCACCUUGCAAAAUUUGUGGACGAACUUUUUUGCUACCAGUGCGGUUAAAGCAUGAGCCUAUCUGCCAAAAAAGUGCUAAUAAGAAAAGGAAGACCUUUGACUCCAGUAGGCAGCGAGCUGAAGGAACUGAUAUUCCCACCUUAAAACCGCUGAAACCCAGGCCUGAGCCUCCCAAAAAACCCUCAAACUGGAGAAUGAAACAUGAAAAUUUCAUUGCCACCAUCAGAGCAGCCAAAAAAAUGAGUCAAACGAUGAAAGAUGGAGGUUCCCUUCCACCACCACCACCACCUUUAUAUGAUCCAGAUUAUGUCCAGUGCCCAUACUGCCAGAGAAGAUUUAAUGAGAAUGCUGCAGACAGACACAUUUCUUUCUGCAAAGAACAAGCUGCUCGCAUUACCAAGCCUAAACAUGCUAGUAGCAAAGGGAAACAAAGCACUCCAACACAGCAUCGGUCUCCAGUGCUUAAGAAGACUAACUCACCAGUCUCAACACCUGGUGCAUCAACACGGAUUCCCCAGCCUUCUGUGGGUGGGAAAAGUGGAUUUUCUGCCACCAAAAGUAACCUAACAGCAACCUAUGAAAAUAAACUUCGUAAUGGAUCACCAGCAAAACGGAGCUCACCUGCUGUUGGUAAUAUAGCUGGAGCAUUAGUUCAACCAACUGGAGGUUUACCCAGUAAUAUCAGAUCUCGAACACAAACACCACCAAGUGGAAUGAGAAACGUUGCUGGAACGAGCUCAGUGAACAAAAAGACCUACAAUGCAGAAAACUACAUAAGGAAUAGUGUGAAAUCUGGUUCAGACAGCAGGGACAGUUCCCUGCACUUUAAUGAUGGAAUCAUGAAAGCCAAUGUUAGAAGUUCAGCUGGACAGCAAUUGCCAAGAUUUUGUCAUGAAUGUGGAACCAAGUAUCCUGUCGAGUGCGCAAAGUUCUGUUAUGAAUGUGGAGUGAGAAGGAUGACCCUUUGAUCAUGCAGUAUAAAUACAUUCAAGGAAAACAUGUUGAUGCAAUUUUCAAAGCUUGUCACUCUUAAGCUUUGCACUGCUCAAUGAUACAUGACCAGGUUUAAGCAACUGUCUGAAAACUUACAUAAAUGCAUCUUGUAAUGGCAAAGUACUUUAAUCUCUGAAUUCUGUGCUGUGCAAAGUAGAAAAUGUGAAAUAGUAAGAUUCACUGAUUUGAAGAUAAAUCCCUUUUUGCUGUGUUGUUUACAGUUGGCAGUCAGAUUAUAGCAGAAUUCUUGAUUUCUGUUCACUUAACUGCACUAAAAUUGCAGUCAGCCUGGUGCCUUCACCAUGAAUCUUAGGCUGGGAGAAGGAAAGCAUGUAGUCAAUGAGUGUUUACUGUAUGUAUUGUAAAGAAAGUUUCUCUAGUCAGGUAAAAGAACAUUCAGCAUCUUUUGUGUCUAGUAAUUUGCAUAAUAAUAGUUAAAUGAAGAAAUUAAACAAUUUAAUUGGGAUGGGAAGGAAGAAAACUUACCCCUAUUUUUACUUGUGGCUCAGCAUUGAGUUUUCACCCAAAGAAGACAACAAACCAGCCAUUCAUUGAAUACAUUAUAAAUUUGGCAAACCAAGUGGAAACAUUCUGUCGAUUAAUAAAGAACAAUUAAAACUGAACAUAUAAUAUGAACAUUACAGCUCACGAGUUAAUAGGAGUUGUGAGCUUGCUCAGCAAGUAUGUGUAAAACCAAGUCUAAGUGUUACCUCAUUUAUCUAUUCGUUACUUUAAAAAUACGAGUCACAUUAUUGUACAAAAUUAUUUUAAAAACAGCAAAUUAUGCAAAGACAAAAUUACUGGAGUUUGAAGUGUUUGUGGAUGUUUUCAGUAUAAAAUGUAUUAUGUUAGUGAUUGUAUAUAGCUUUUAGGUUGAUACACUACGAAAUGAUAAAUGUUUAUUUCAACUACUGAUUGCUUCUAAUCAUCGGAAAUAAUUCAAACACCAGGUAGUUAUACUGUUGAUGAAACUACUUAUAGAUAGUCCAGCAUUGUCACAAUAAUCAUUGAAGACCUUACCUUGUCCCCAAAGACAAACCUAAAUCAUACAUACAGGCUAUAUACUGCUUAUAAAUUGGCAUAUACCAGCGUGAUGCUGUUGAAUUACAAUUCUCUUGCCUUGCAAUUUUAUUUGAACCAGCUGAGUUAGCUCCUCAAGGGUCUAUAGUACCCAUGAACACACGUGUUUUUCACGUGUCAAGGGUGUUUCAUGUGAAUAAUUUGUUUCUAAUGAGAAAAAUGAACCCAACAUUAAUGUUAAAACAUUCAAAUUUAAUAUACCAAAAUCAUAAGUAUUGCUGAAAAGGCAGGGCUGGUUGAUAUUUUCAGAUUGGUCUAAUUCAUUAAAGUACGAGCUUCGAUUCAAUGGUGGCACUCACCUCUGAAUCAGAAAGUUAAGAAUUCAUGUGUCACUGCCAAGAUUUGAGCUUGUAAUCUGGACUGGUAAGUCAAUGCAGUCCUUAAAAUCAUAAGAUGUAGAAGCAGAAGUAGGCCAUUGAGUCCAUAAAAUCCAAGAAGUGUUCCACUGUCAGAGAUGCUAUGCUAUCUUUUUCAUAACACAUGAAAGGGGUUCCAACAUGAAUUUUUGGGGAUGUACGAGUUCCAUGGGAAGAUCUAGACUGGUGAAUCAAAGACCCAUCUGCCUUCUCAGGUGAAGUUAAUAAGAUCUCAUCACUAUUUAAGAAUGCACAGGGAGGUUCUGCUGACAUUCUGCUGAAUAGCUAUUCCUCAGCCAAAAUAAUUUUCGGAAACUAACCGGUUAUUUCUCUCAUUGCUGCUUUGGGGACACGGCAGUUUCCUAUAUUUUCUUAUAAGAUGACUGCAUCUGAAAAAUACCGAAUCAUCUUUAAGCUCAUUUGAAGUUUGUGGGAAGUGUUGUAGAAAUUAAAGUUCUUUUGAUCAUUAAUAUGAAAGAAUGUAAAACUAGUCACUAAUAUGACUUGGUAAUUGCUGACACUUAUUAGAAAUAGUAAUACUGUUUAUUUUAAGAAAAUUCCUUCCUUCAUUUAAAACAAAGUAAACAUACUUUUAAAAAGUGCCAAGGAGAGAGUUUUAAAUUUGCAUGUUGGUAUCACAUGGAGUAAUCUUGAUGUCUGUUAAGCAGGGGCAGAAAUUGAAACAUGAUAAAGCUAUUUGCUCAGAAGUAUCAUUGCAGUUUCUUGAUUGUAAGUAGAAAGUAAAGGCUCCAAUAUACAAAUACUGAAUGUUGAUUAUAUUUGGAAGCAGUUGUAAAUUGUUGCUGAUGUUAUUACCUGUUAAUUAACACUGCUUUUUCUUUCUCACUGUAAGUUGUACACUGUUGCAUGCUUUGAAAAAUGUGAAUCAAUAUGAGAAUGGCUUUUAAAUUCCUAUCAUACUGCUUUGUCAAUUAUUUCCCCAUGUACUAGGAAGACGUCUGACUAGAAAUAACAUAAACAGUGUUCUUGAUACAUUUUCUGAAGAAGGGUCCUGACCCAAAACACCAACUUCCCUGCUCCCCUGAUGCUGCCUGGACUUCUGUGUUCCUCCAGCUCCACACUGUGUUAUCUCUUACUUCUUACAUUAAAUGAUGUGAUUAACAAUCAAAACAAGAUGUAACACUCAAAAAAAUGGGUGGGCUAAGUUUAGCUCAUAUUCAAAUUUUGAAAUCUGAAACAUCAUAGGAGACAUAUUAGCAAUUUUAAUGUUUCAGUGAGGCAGGCAGAUGCUAUCAAAAGUGCAGAGCAGCUUAAAUCACUGACCGGGUGGGAGGGAGAAGAAGACAUAUUCAGGGAGAAGUGCCUUUAUUACACUUCUGUUGGCCAAGAGGUGCAGGAAUACUCAUUGUCAGUGUCUCCUCCACAUUACAGGAAUUGGACACCUCACACUCCAGUUUACUUAUAAAUAGUAAGCCCUCAUUUAAAGUUGUGGUUGCAUUAUUGAAAAUCACAAAUUAAAUGAAUCGAAUUCAAGUGAAACACAGUUUCCCAUUGAAAUAUAAAGGUUAAAGCUAAACUCCCCCUGAAGAGGUCAUAAUUGACCAGCUCCAUCUGGUGGUAGAUAUUUGACUAACCUCUGCCAUUUAAAUAUAGUCUAAGACUUUGCAUGAAAGUUCAGGACAGCAAACGGGUGAAAGCAGAGGACAGGAAUAGGAGCCAUAGUGGGGUUGGGGAGGGGUAAAAUCAAGAAAGCCUGAAGACAGAGGAAGGCCAGGCAACUGAGUGCAACAGCAAAAACAUGGGGGUAAUGUUUUGAGUGCAGGUAGACCACUCAAAGUCUGCCAUGUAACUUUAACCUGAAAUCCAACAACAAACAAAUAUACUGGCAUCUUUAUUAAUGAUUUUAAGCAAAAUGACUGACUGGGUCAACCUUUAACUGGCAUUUACUGUACAGAAAUGUCACACACAGAUCAGUGCCUUCGCUUUCUAAUUUGCUCGUGUGGGUGCAUGUAAUAAAGAUCCAAAGUACUACGCUAAUAGAAUUGCUAGUUUUUCAGCUAUAUUUUCACUUUCCAUCCAAAUUAUAUUACCUUUAACUCAUUAUCUGGUGAAGUGUUUGUUUUAUAAUAAAAAUAAGCUAAGGCAAAGUAAUUAUUAUUUACUUGUACUAUUUUUAACAUAUAUUACAAGCUGAUUAAACUCUGGGAAAGUUCUCAGCUCUGCUAUUUAGUAUUUUGGCACAUCUUGUUAAUUUUUUAAUUAGCUGCAUAUUUGUUAUCUUGGAAUGUAAUUAUCAGGUUUCCGUGUAGAAAAAUAUGGAAUCUGUCAUCAAUGUUACACCUAAGGCAUCUUUAGAAUUAACAUGUUUACCGCUCAUAUUUCCAUCUGGGUAAAGUAUAGGUGAAAUGUUUGUUCAUAGAAUUAAGGUACCUGGAGCAGAAACAUAAUUAGGAAGCUUUAUUCUCAAAACUGUUUGGGACCUCACUGUUCCUUUAGCCUUAACAUUUUCUUCAGAGCACUAUUUGUCCCUGAAUUUGUUUUAGCUCUGAAAUUCAGAUUAACUGUAAUAAUUUUGAAAUCCGUAAAAUAACAAAAACUUCUCAGCAGUUGGAGCCUAAAUUUAUUCUGUUAAGAGGAUUUGAAGAGUAGCUUCAAUUAAUCCUUUGAAGACCCUGGAACCCUUUCAGUCUCAAAACAGAAGUGAUAUUGAAUAAACCAGGAAUUGUUUGACGUGCUUAUUGUGAUUUUAUUGUGUCUAUAUGCCUCAAACUUGCAUAGCCAUUAGGAACAUUUUUUAAAUCAUUCACGUGAAAAGGUACAUACCAAAUCCAAUUUAUGUUUCCUAAAUGCAAGUAUCUUGCAACCUCACUCUUAAGUUUGAUUGUGAUUUGUAGAAGUUAGGCUCAUGUGUUUUUUCUUCUAAACCAAUUUUGUCCCCAGUGCCGUGUUCCUGAAAACAUCUCAACUUUAUUUUAAAAAGUGCUUUUAGAUCAUUGCUGUUCAUCUCCAUUACCCAUAGCUGUAAUAUUGCCCUACCCUUGUCACUUAAUUGACUUCUCGUGUUAUUGCACCCUUUUCCCAAAGCAGUACCAGAAAUGUUUUGGGAUUCCUGGUUUUAUCUUUCUCAUUUGACUAAAUGUAGGUUAAGCUCACUCCGAUUUUGUUUAUCAUGUGCAACAUAAACUUUUAAGUUUGCAGGAGCAACCUCAGCUCUCUGAGCUGCAAAACUGGGCAUUUAUAUAUGACAGUGUACUUCUGUUAAUAUUUAUAUGAGCAGAUCUCCACCUUCUAAUAAUUGGCUGGGCAACAGAAGUUGUAACUGUAUAAGGAAGGCCAGUCUAAUAGACUGAUUUACUCCAUAUCAGCUUGUUAUAGUAAGAGCUUAAAGUGAAUAAAUGGACAAGGAGAUCUUGGUAUACAGGUCACUAAUCGUCACAGUGCAACAAGGUGCACUGUAACAAGAAAAUGGAAUCCUUAAUUUCAUACUUAGAGGUAGAGAGGACAAAAAUAAUGCUCAGAUUGUGCAACGGCACACCAGUUGUUUAACAAUUUUGGCCUCUGCUUUAUUAGAGGUAUUAAACCAAUACAGGAAGAUGAUAGCAUGGUGGUAGUGUACCUAGACUAAUAAUCCAAAGGCCCAGCACUCUGAGGACAUUGUGUAACAUUCCACCACAAAGCUGGAAAUUUAAUUCAACUAAUUUUUUAAAAAAAGGAAACAAGAUUACUUGAGAAAAGUGAAAUAUUAAAGGGUUUGAGGUAGGGGGAGAACAGGACACUAGGUAAUUCAUGAAAAACAGUGCUGUAAAUAAAACAGGGGUGAAAGACCCUGUUCUAUGAUCUAGAAUUCUUUGGCCAGCAAGCAUUUUUAUAUUUUAAGUAAUACCUAAGUUAUACAUACUUAAUGGACAUGUAGGCACUUGUUUCUCAAUGGUAAUUUAAGUCGCCAGAACAGAUAUUGCAAAAAGUAAAAUAUGGGAUAAAGCUUGCCGUAGCCUGAAUGAAAGCCAACACAACUACUGAUAUUUUCAAUUCCUGAGUCUUUCCAUCCUGUGCUGGGUAGGAUUUCUGCUGUAAAUCAUUAAAACUAAGCCUAUUUUACACACAACCCUUUAGAGUGAACAGUGAAAGGUUAUAGCCUGGACAUUGGCCUGUUUCAAGGCUGUUCCUAAUUUAAAGAUGGCUCUGCAACAUUUUAUCUUAGUAUAUGUAUGUAUUGAAAACAACUGAUUUAGAUAUAACAAAACAUAAUGAAUUCUUUGUGAUCAAUGCUUUUGAUUUAUAGAUAUUUCCCUCAAAAUUGAAAAAGUUGUGUAACAGCCAAGGUAUGAGAUAUGAAUGCAACUGAAGUGAAGGGUUUUUUACAUGCAGUUAGCAGAGAACAGAUCUAUAGCCUCACUGUAUUUUUAAAUUAUGAGCAGUGUAGGUGCAAAGGCAAUGGAGCCAGAGUCCAUAGAAUCUCUCCAGUGUGAAAGCAGCAAUUCAGCCCAGAGUCUAUGCCAACCCUCCAAAGAUCAGACCACCCCAUCACCCUCUCCCUGCAGUUCCCCAAGGCUAAUCCAUCUACCCUACACACUAUGGACAAUUUAGAUCAUAGAAUCCCUACAGUGUGGAAACAGGCCCUUCAGCCCAACAAGUCCCCACUGACCCUCAGAGCAUCCCACCCAGAUCCAUCCCCUUAUAACCCACCUCAUCUACACAUCCCUGAAAACUACAGGUAAUUUAGCAUGGGCAAUCCACCUAUCCUGCACAUCUUUAGACCAGGGAGGAAACCAGAACACCUGAAGGAAACCCACGCAGACACAGGGAGAAUGUGCAAACUCCACAUGAACAGUUGCCCAAGGGUAAUUGAACUCGGGUUCCUGGUGCUGUGAGGUAGCAGUGCUAACCACUGAGCCACCGUGCUGAGUUGAAGGAGUUAGAGAAAGCAUAAAGAUUAAAGGUAAUAGACAACAGGAGCUGUUGGACCAAAUACUGACAACCAUGUGACAGCAGUCACUUGGUGUUGAGAAGCCAAUCUAUAGUUGAAAAUGUCAGGCAAAAAAAAUUCAAGCCCAAUCAUAGGCUAACCCUAACCCUAUCAUAGUACUUCAGAAAAUCCUUAGAAACAUGAAUGCAUUUAAAAUAUAAAAUGUUCAAAUGCACAGCUAUGCAGAAAUGGUGGCAUAGGGUUAUGAAUGUACAACAGUCUUUGGGAAUGCUUAUUAGUUAGUCACCUACUAGUGCUGAAGAGUAUAAAAGCUAAUUAUUUAAAACAAACAUUUUAAUUAUUUUGACAUGUCUGCAGCAGGAAUUUUAACAUAUAAAAAAAUGACUAUUUAAUGAGGGCUUGAUUCCAAUGGCAGCUGCCCCAAACCAGCUCUGUUGCGGUGAAACAUAGGAUAGUAUUGAGGCAGUUAUAUUCUAUUCUGUCUUUGGUUUUAUUUUACUCAUUUCACAUCCCACAAACACUAUACAAUGCAAAACAGAGAAACCCAUGUAGCAUUUGGAUGUGAUGACUGUCAGAUUUCUAUAUUUUUGCGUCUUGGAAAUUCCAUAAUUCUUGAGAUAUUACAAAUUAUGUUCAUUGCUCAUUAACUUUUCCAGUUUGUUGAAUGGUCUCACUACAGCCCCCCACUUUUAUGCAAAUACUAAUUACUGGAAUAAAUUUAUUCCCACAUGUAUUUGGAAUCCUUGUUCAUUUGCAGUAAGUAUAUGUUUCUUCUGAAAUGGUACUGCACAGCUCAAAGAGUUAAUCUUUUCAAAAUUUGUGAUAUAUAUUAGCAUAUUUGAAGUAACUGAAGUGUUAAUAUAUGUAUUUGUAUUUUGUGGGAUCAGAUUGGUUCUAAUAAAGUGAUGUAUUUGAUUCUUAUUGUAAAGAACCUUAUAAGAGACUAGAACUUGUUGUAAUGAGAUUUAAGAUGAAGGGGGAGUUCCAUAACCUUACAUAAAAUGAAAAUCAGAAGUCAGGAAUCAGAUGAAAGCUGUCUAAUCAGUUAAUGUUUUAAGUGAGCUUUAUGUUUUAAAAAGACAGUGUAACAAAAACAUGUUACUAUGUUAAACGUAUUUCCACCUAUUUCCAUAAACAAUGUUUUCAGUGAUUUUAAUGUUUUAUUUAAAAAUUAUGUACGUAAUUUUAUUCUUGCAAGAAUUUUUAUGAAUGGAAAUUAUAUUUACCCUUCAACUGAGUCCCAUAAGCAUUCCACCAUAUGACUGAUUUCAAACCAAGCCAAUUACAAAGCAAAUGUAUUUCAAAAUAAACAAUAAUAUAUUUAUAUUUCUUGUAAUGUUUUGAUCAAUGUAAAUGUUAUUCUGCUGUUGUUAAUUAAAAUAUGAGAUAAUGUACAACAAUCAGGAAUAAAGUG
Messenger RNA from Stegostoma tigrinum, 8822 nucleotides. It is a transcript of the gene zc2hc1a, whose product is annotated as zinc finger, C2HC-type containing 1A. The record is from RefSeq and is a predicted model, not a curated record. Lineage: Eukaryota; Metazoa; Chordata; Chondrichthyes; Orectolobiformes; Stegostomatidae. The coding region runs from base 4 to 1059 and encodes 351 amino acids. The transcript is spliced from 9 exons.